Bipolaris oryzae ATCC 44560 is the source of this 573-nucleotide messenger RNA. RefSeq lists its product as uncharacterized. The coding region runs from base 1 to 573 and encodes 190 amino acids. NCBI's taxonomy places the organism in Eukaryota, Fungi, Ascomycota, Dothideomycetes, Pleosporales, Pleosporaceae. The record is from RefSeq and is a predicted model, not a curated record. The transcript has 2 exons.
AUGGCUGGAACAGCUGUCCCCGUGGACUGGCCAACUCUCUUACGGCGACAGCAAGGAGAAGUGCAAGGAGCUUCCAACAGUGAGCAUCCUCGCAACUCUUCCUGGCCUAUCUCAUCAGCAAGCUCCAUCCGCAACUGCGGAACAGGUACGCAACCUGAUCUGUACCUCCAGCUUUCGCAUAUACUUGAAUGGGAAAUCUGGAAUCACAAUCAGACGCGUGACCAUCUAGCUACAGAACGUGAUAAAGUUAGCGAGUUAAAUUCGCUGGUAUGGAAGCUCUCACAGGAUAUAGAUCAGUGGCGGAGUGCAUGCCAGCAAGGGUAUGCGGCACUAGACCAGCACAGAACUGAAAAUGCCGAACUAAAGCGCGCACUAGCAGAAGCAAGGUCCACGUCAACUGAACAGGGCAGUGAAAACGCCCCGCUUGGCACUCCAGACAUGACAACCCUGCCGCCAAGGCACAGUUUCCGAAAGCUUGCACCAAUGCCGAAGGUUGAUACGAACGAACAUUCCUGGCGGCUCGGCUUUAUCAAAGAUGUCGAGGAUCAUAGCAUUGCCAGUUCUGUAGAGUAG